This is a messenger RNA of Cucurbita moschata (crookneck pumpkin), 1351 nucleotides long. RefSeq names its product pentatricopeptide repeat-containing protein At1g63080, mitochondrial-like. Bases 46 to 993 code for a protein of 315 amino acids. NCBI's taxonomy places the organism in Eukaryota, Viridiplantae, Streptophyta, Magnoliopsida, Cucurbitales, Cucurbitaceae. The transcript is spliced from 3 exons. Gene Ontology annotation, molecular function: mRNA binding; protein binding. The record is from RefSeq and is a predicted model, not a curated record.
AGCAUUGCGCAAAUAGGCGCCGGAUAGCGAACUCCGGAGUGAACUAUGGCGGUAGCGCGAAACAGGGUUCUGGCAUUGGCCAAAGGCGGUUCCUCCAGGGUUCCGCUACGGUUACAGGAACCUCAUUAUCGAUGUAUUUGCCGGAGAUUUGUUUCUACUGAUCCGUCGAAUUCGAUUUUGAAUCCUCUGGUUCUCAGGUUGAUUCAGGAGCCAAGUUCGUCUGUGAAAUCCGUGCUUGAUUCGCCGGAAAAUGCUUUUCUCGGCAGUUCGUGGCUUUCCUGGAAAGCUCUUGUUACGUCUCUUAUAUCUUCUUCGUCGCCUAAGAAGGCUCAGCUGGCUUUGGAAUGGAGAUUGGAGAAAAUGAGCAAAGAAAACGAGAGGGAUCCCGACUUUUACAUCGACCUAAUACGUCUUUGCGGAGAGCUUCAGAAUGUCCCUCUUGCAAUGCGUGUCUUCACAGCUAUGGAAUUUCAAGGAGUUCAACCCACGGUGACUGCUUUCAAUUCACUUAUAGAGGUUUGUAUAUCUUCGCAUAACAUGAUAACUGCCUUCAGCAUGUUUGAAAUAAUGAAAAAUUCUGAAAGUUCUAAACCCAAUGCUGACACUUUCUUCUAUUUCAUUUCGGCAUUCGCCAAACGACACGAUGUAAAUUCCAUGGAAGCAUGGUAUUCAGCCAACAGAGCGUUUGAAUUCUCUGCUGAUCUUCGAACCUAUGAAGCUCUUAUACAUGGUAGUGUGAAAUCAAAGUGCUUUGACUUUGCUGUUAGAUGUUUUGAUGAAAUGAUGUUAUCUGGCAUUGUGCCCAACGCAAUCAUAUUGGAUAAUAUGCUUGAAGGGUUCUGUAAAAGGAAAGAUUUGGAUGAACUCAAGAAGUUCUUAACUGUUGUGCUUGACAAAGGAUGGGAGAUCAAUUGGAAUGUGGUAGAGAAAUUCAUUCCGAUAUGGUUUGAAUCUGGGAGGCGGAAGGGAUGGAGGAGAUCCUUACCAAGCUGAACGAAGCAGCUCGACUGUAAAGAAGAGGAGCUGGGAGUUCAUUUUUCUUUCAUUUUCUUCUUCUGGCUUGAGAGAGAGAAAGAAAAUUGAAUUCGAUUCUCAAUAGCAUAUCAUCGUAAAGAAACGGUAGAAUGAUAACAACGUGUAUGUCCCAUGUUCAAACGAUUGGAUGGAACUCUUUAAACAUGGCUUGCCAUUUGAAUGGGCAGAUGGGGUCGUCAAGGUAACUUUUUUGUUACAGGUGAAGCUUAUAAUAGACUAGACUCAUUUAUUGAUUGCACGAAAGGCAAAUAUUUGCACACGUUUGUUGUAAUAGCUCAAGUUCACUAUAGCAGAUAUUGUUCGUUUUAGUUUGUUA